CUGAGGCUUUCGGUUACUGUGGUUAGGGUCAAUGGUCAAAGCUCAAAACCAACAAAACCUCACCCCCCUCUCCUCUCAAAUUUCUAAAUCGGAACGAAAUUCGGGUUUGCUUUUCGGCUUUUUUUUUAUCCUCUGCCUAAAUUAUAUAUAUAUAUAUACGUCUCUCAGCGACAACGAAAACCUUCCAUCAAUGGAAGACCCCUAUCCAGACUACAAGCUAUGCGGUUAUCUCUAUGCAGUUCUUGCAAUUCCUUCGCCCCAACGCGAUCCCGUUCCCGUUCCCGUUCUAUCCUUUCUCUCUCCCUGCCACGUGUUCGCCGACGGUGCCCAAAUUGGAUUCAAGGCCACUAAUGGCGUCGUUUUAUCCUCUCUUAGCAGCAAUACAGAUUCUUCUUCGCCCUCGCAGCAUAGAAAUGGCGACGUUGCUUCCAGCAGUUCGAGUCCGGGAAAGAGGAGGUACAAGAGAGGGAUUGGGAUGGUGAAUGGAAGCUUGAGCGUUGUCCACCAGAUUCACUCGUUAGUGGCCAAUAAAUGUAUCAAGAUUCUCGCGCGUGUUUUGAAUGUUGAAGUUCGCGAGAGUGGGGAAGGCGAGGCCAGGGCUGUGGUGCUUGUAGAUGUGUAUUUGCCUGUUGCAUUAUGGACUACUGGUUGGCAGUUUCCGAAAUCUGGCCCCGUUGCUGGAGCUCUCUUCAGGCACUUGAGUCUGCAGUUGUGAUUGGGACAAAAGGAGCUCAAUGCUUGUUGAUGGAGCAGGGUGUUUUAAAAAUGUCCAUGGAGGUGACAAGAGCAUCUGGAAUCUCUCCGACUGUCAUGUUCUUGGAUGCCAGUUGCAUUGUAAUGUCUCUGAUUCUUCAAAGAAAAGGCGUUUUGAACUCCAUGAAAUUUUUAAGUGCUUGCCUAGUGUGACAAAUAAGGAAAAAUUAUAUUCUUCAAGGGUGAAAUCAGUUGAUGGCUCUUAUGGUACUGGUAUUUGGGAUCUGACAGAUGAUACUUUGAUAAAUAUUCUAACUGUCCUUGGCCCUAUGGACCUUGUCAGGGUUGCAGCAACCUGUCGUCAUUUGAGAUCAUUGGCUGUAUCAAUAAUGCCAUGUAUGAAACUUAAACUAUUUCCUCACCAGGAGGCAGCUGUUGAGUGGAUGUUACAGCGAGAGCGGAAUCCUCAAAUUUUGUCGCAUCCUCUAUUCAUGAAUUUUCCAACAGAAGAUGGGUUUGUCUUCUAUGUAAAUACUGUUUCUGGUGAAAUAGUUACUGAAGUGGCCCCAACUGUGAGAGAUUUUCGUGGGGGACUGUUCUGUGAUGAACCUGGCUUAGGGAAGACUAUAACUGCUCUUUCCCUUAUUCUGAAGACUCAAGGAAUAAUUGCUGACCCACCGGAUGGAGUUCAAAUAACCUGGUGUAGACAUAAUGGUGACCAGAGAUGUGGCUAUUAUGAGCUUAGUGGUGACGGGUUCAUCUGUAAUAAUAAGCUUUUGGGGAAAAGGAAUAUGAGCCAGAGUGCUCGUAGGGGACAAUUAUCUUUGGAAAAAUUCACUCCAAUACAUGAUCCAAGUUAUUCUUCACCUAAAAGAGCUAGGUUAAAGGAACCAAGUGAGCACGUUGUACAGUUCAAUAAGUCUUUUCCAGGAACAGGAAAAAAAUUGCUAUCGGCUGCGCAUUCGGAGCCAAUUGCACGUGUAGUUCGAUGCUCAAGGAGCUUGAGUCGUAUCAAGAAAAAUCUUCUUUAUUCAUAUGGUGAAGAAUCUGGCAUAGGCAGCAAAAGGAAAGUUGGAGAAAAUUCAACCAAGAGGAAUUCGGGUUUUUCUUGGGAACAUCUGGACAUGUCAUUUGGAAAGACUACUGGAGAUAUUUUAGCAUAUAAUGAAACUUGGGCUCAAUGUGAUGCCUGUCGAAAGUGGAGGAAGCUUAAAGAUGCCGUGCCUAAUGCUACUGCUGCAUGGUUUUGUAGCAUGAACACUGACCCUUUUCAUCAGAGAUGCAAAGAUCCAGAGGAAGCUUGGGAUAGUUGUGAAUCUAUAACAUACCUUCCAGGAUUUUGCCCCAAAGAAGCAUCUGGAGGAAAGGAACAAAAUGUAUCAUUUUUCAUCAGUGUGCUUAAGGACUACUAUUCAGUGAUCGGUUCUAAAACAAAGAGAGCCUUAACUUGGCUUGCUAGACUUUUGCCGGAAAGACUUUCUCAAAUGGAAACAAUUGGUUUGCCAAGUCCCAUCUUAGGCACUGGAGAUAUGCACGUGUUUCAUACAAUAUUUCAAUCCUUUGGUCUUAUAAGGAGAGUAGAAAAGGGUGUCAGUAGGUGGUAUUACCCAAAGACUCUUGAAAACUUGGCAUUUGAUGUGGAUGCUCUUAGAAUAGCUCUCUGCAGUCCGCUGAAUUCUGUUAGAUUGUAUUUGUCAAGAGCAACUUUAAUUGUUGUUCCAGCAAAUCUGGUUGAUCAUUGGAAAACACAAAUCCAAGAGCAUGUCAAACCUGGCCAGUUGCGUGUCUGCAUCUGGACUGAUCAUAAAAAGCCUUCUGCUCACAGUUUGGCUUGGGAUUAUGAUGUUGUAAUAACAACCUUUAAUCGUUUAAGUGCAGAGUGGGGUGCCAAUAAGAAAAGCCCUCUGAUGCAAGUGCAUUGGCUUAGAGUCAUGCUAGAUGAAGGGCACACACUUGGUUCUAGUCUUAACUUGACAAACAAAUUGCAAAUGGCGAUUUCAUUGAUGACUUCAAGUCGCUGGUUGCUAACAGGAACCCCAACACCUAAUACGCCCAAUAGUCAGCUCUCGAAUCUUCACCCAAUGCUUAAGUUCCUACAUGAGGAAGCUUAUGGACAGAACCAGAAGUCAUGGGAAGCUGGCAUUCUUAGACCAUUUGAAGCAGAGAUGGAAGAUGGUCGCUUGCGUUUGUUGCAGUUGCUCCAUAGGUGCUUGAUUAGUGCCAGAAAGAAAGAUUUGAAAGCUAUUCCUCCAUGCAUCAAGAAGGUGACAUUUCUCAAUUUCACUGAGGAGCAUGCAAGAAGUUAUAAUGAAUUGGUAGUUACUGUACGGCGGAACAUACUAAUGGCUGACUGGAACGAUCCUUCACAUGUUGAAAGUUUGCUUAACCCAAAGCAAUGGAAGUUUCGAAGUGCUACGAUUAGAAAUGUCAGGCUAUCUUGUUGUGUGGCUGGGCAUAUUAAAGUGACUGAUGCAGGAGAAGAUAUUCAAGAAACCAUGGACAUUUUAGUUGCAAAGGGUCUGGAUCCUGUCUCAGAGAACUAUGCUUUAAUUAAGUAUUAUCUACAAUAUGGUGGAAACUGUCAAAGAUGCAAUGAAUGGUGCCGUCUUCCUGUUGUCACACCAUGUGGGCAUCUUUUGUGUCUCGAUUGUGUUGGUUUGGAUAGUGAAAGGUGUACUUUUUCUGGCUGUGGUGAACUUUAUGAGAUGCAAAGUCCUGAAAUUUUAACCCGGCCUGAAAAUCCCAACCCAAAAUGGCCUGUUCCCAAAGAUCUUAUUGAGUUACAACCUUCAUAUAAACAGGAUAACUGGGAUCCUGAUUGGCAAUCAACAUCUAGCAGUAAAGUGUCUUAUCUUGUUCAGAGGCUGAAAGCGCUGCAGGAUGCUAAUAGAGAGUGUCUUUCUUCGAUUAAUGAAAAUGAUGCCAAGAACAUUGAGCAAAUUCAUCCCUCUGUAAUGGGUGAUUCAAGUGCACUGUUGCAGGACUGCUGUAGGCAGAGUUCCAAGUCUUCCAAAUCAGCUCUGGAGAAAGUUAUAAUAUUUUCACAAUUUCUUGAGCACAUACAUGUUAUUGAACAGCAGUUAACAUUUGCUGGUAUCAAGUUUGCUGGACUUUAUAGUCCAAUGCACUCAAGCAACAAGAUGAAGGCGCUAGCCUCAUUCCAACAUGAUGCGACGUGUAUGGCUCUUUUAAUGGAUGGAAGUGCUGCAUUGGGUCUUGACUUGAGCUUUGUAUCACAUGUGUUCUUAAUGGAGCCAAUCUGGGAUAGAAGCAUGGAGGAACAAGUGAUCAGUCGCGCUCAUCGGAUGGGUGCUACUCGUCCCAUUCAAGUGGAGACUUUAGCAAUGCGUGGUACAAUCGAGGAGCGAAUGUUGGAAUUCUUACAGGACGGUGAUGACUGUAGAAGGCUGGUGAAAGAAGAGUUUGAAAAACUUGACCAUCAGGGGACAAGACCUCAUCGCUCACUACAUGACUUUGCUGAGCGCAACUAUUUGGCCCGACUCAGUUUUGUUCACACAGGUCCUAGAACAUAAGAGUUGUGAUGCAGAUCUCAAUCAAGUGGAAUCCGAAGGUUGCAUCAAAUUUAAUUUAACUUUUGAUGAAAUGUUAGUCUGAUUAUUUUCGAAUUAAUUGGUUCUUGCCUUCUCAUUUCUAAGCAAAGCCACUGCUGCAUUGAUGUUCAUCAUUGUUCUUGUUCAUCCAUAUACAGGAAAGGAAAAAGAAACAUUAUGCUUCCAAUGUAUUUUUGUUGUAUCAUACUAAUUGUUAUUUUAAUUCGUCAAAGAGAAAUAAAAUUAAUAUUCGAUCA
Messenger RNA from Jatropha curcas, 4501 nucleotides. RefSeq names its product SNF2 domain-containing protein / helicase domain-containing protein / F-box family protein. Gene Ontology annotation, cellular component: nucleus. NCBI's taxonomy places the organism in Eukaryota, Viridiplantae, Streptophyta, Magnoliopsida, Malpighiales, Euphorbiaceae. Gene Ontology annotation, biological process: DNA repair. The record is from RefSeq and is a predicted model, not a curated record. Gene Ontology annotation, molecular function: protein binding; ATP-dependent activity, acting on DNA; ATP binding.